GAGCACCAUGGCUGAUACUUCUACUCUUUUCAAGGAUGAAAUCACUGGAGAAAUGAUAUCCAAGUCUGAGCUCAAGCGACGGACCAAGCAAAGAGCCAAGGACGCUGUCAAGGCUGAAAAGGCUGCUGCCGCACCUCCUGCUCCCAAAAAGGUUGCUACUGACGAGAACCAGAUUGACCAAGACUCGAUAGAUCCUCGCAUGUACUUUGAGAACAGGUCCAAGGCCAUCAUGAAGCUGCGAGAGUCCAAGGAGCCCAAUCCCUAUCCCCACAAGUUCCAUGUCUCCAUAUCCAUCUCUGCAUUCAUUGCCAAGUACUCUUCUCUUUCUGACGGUGAACGAGUGGAUACAGAAGUCACUGUUGCUGGCAGAAUACAUAACAUUCGCACUCAGUCCAAGGGUCUUAUUUUUUACGAUUUGCAGGCCGAAGGAUGCAAGAUUCAGAUCAUGGCAUCAUCGCAGGAUUCAGAGAGAGACUUUGUGCAGGUGCAUUCUUUAUUGCAUAGAGGAGAUAUGGUUGGAGUCCGAGGUUGCGCAGGUAGAAGCAAACGAGGCGAGCUGUCCAUGUUUCCAAAGGACAUUGUUUUGCUUGCGCCUUGUUUGCGAAUGUUGCCCACUAGUCACUAUGGAUUCAAGGAUCAGGAAAUGAGAUAUCGCAUGCGUUAUCUGGAUUUGAUCAUGAACCAGCAUGUACGUGAUAAGAUGAUUACUCGAUCCAAGAUCAUCAAUUACUUGCGCAGAUUCCUUGACUCCAAAGGAUUUUUAGAAGUAGAAACUCCCAUGAUGAACAUGAUUGCUGGCGGUGCUACUGCCAAGCCCUUUGUAACCCACCACAACGAUCUCAAUAUGGACUUGUUUAUGCGAAUUGCUCCUGAGCUAUUUUUGAAGCAACUCAUUGUUGGUGGCUUGGACCGUGUUUAUGAGAUUGGCCGUCAGUUUCGUAAUGAAGGCAUUGAUCUGACCCAUAAUCCUGAAUUCACUACUUGUGAGUUCUACAUGGCCUAUGCCGAUGUUCAUGAUCUGAUGAGCAUGACUGAGGCCUUUCUAUCUGGACUGGUCAAGACUCUUACAGGCGGGUACAAGAUCAAGUACCAUCCACAAGGCAUUGCUGACGGUGCUCCGGAGUGGGAAAUUGACUUUACACCACCAUUCCGUCGAGUCUCGAUGAUUGAUGAAUUAGAACGAGUGCUAGAGUGUGUUUUCCCAGCUGCCGCAGAUCUGGCUACCCCUGAAGCUACCAAGUUUUUGUCGGAUCUGUGCAUAAAGCACAAUGUAGACUGCUCUUCCCCACGUACCAGUGCUCGUCUUUUGGACAAACUUGUUGGAGAGUUUAUUGAAAACCAAUGCAUCAACCCCACCUAUAUUACAGAUCAUCCUCAAAUGUGCUCUCCUUUGGCCAAGGCACAUCGCAAUCGACCAGGUCUUUGCGAGCGAUUCGAGUGUUUUGUAGCAACCAAGGAGAUUUGCAAUGCGUAUACUGAGCUGAACGAUCCGUUUGAUCAGAGAGCGCGAUUUGAGCAGCAGGCAGCAGACAAGGCAGCGGGUGAUGAUGAAGCUCAGCUUGUGGAUGAAACGUUUUGUAAUGCUCUCGAGUAUGGACUUCCACCAACAGGAGGUUGGGGUCUUGGAUUGGAUAGACUAACCAUGUUUUUAACUGAUUCCAACAACAUCAAAGAAGUUCUUCCUUUUCCUGCAAUGAAGCCAGAAACACCAGCAGAAGCCAAUGCUCGUGCCGAGAUCUGAUAUGCGUAUUGAAAUGAAACUGAAUGAAUGGUGAAUAGUGUGU
Messenger RNA from Batrachochytrium dendrobatidis JAM81, 1784 nucleotides. Its product is annotated as lysine--tRNA ligase KRS1. Gene Ontology annotation, biological process: lysyl-tRNA aminoacylation. Gene Ontology annotation, cellular component: cytoplasm; cytosol. Gene Ontology annotation, molecular function: ATP binding; tRNA binding; lysine-tRNA ligase activity. The coding region runs from base 8 to 1741 and encodes 577 amino acids. Lineage: Eukaryota; Fungi; Chytridiomycota; Chytridiomycetes; Rhizophydiales. The transcript has 3 exons. The record is from RefSeq and is a predicted model, not a curated record.